Molecule: messenger RNA, 1299 nt
Organism: Colletotrichum graminicola M1.001
Lineage: Eukaryota; Fungi; Ascomycota; Sordariomycetes; Glomerellales; Glomerellaceae
Product: casein kinase II beta 2 subunit
Exons: 1
Coding region: 1-1299 (432 amino acids)
Biological process (GO): proteasome assembly
Molecular function (GO): proteasome binding
Source: RefSeq, a predicted model, not a curated record
AUGUCUGUCGCGGGGGGAAUAUGGGCUCCAGCAGCCCUACGCCUCCUCCGCGUCGGCCUCACCAAAACUACAAAAGUAAUACGAGCCAAACUCGCCAAUGCUACCCGUCCUGUCGUCCAGGCGGAAUUCGCCCACAUUCCCAUCCGCACGACCGGCCGACAGCCUAUCCAUCCAUCUGCUCUCCUCCGACAGAAACGAGCGGGACGCUGGUACUCGACACAGGGCGUUCAGAACACCGUCCGCCGGUGGAUCUCCACGAGCGGCUCCAGCACCUCCGGUAACGCGAGCGGCAGCACACGCUUCAGUCGAGCAUCGUUCCCAACUUCCAACACAGCCCGAAGUGUAGGACAAUCAACUGGCCGCGCCCCCUUCGCGAGUACGCUCCGGCCGAACCUUACCGGCGGUGCUAUCGCUCGCACCCAAGGCGGCUACACCCUUGGCGGAGGCAGUGGGGUCCGCUACUUCUCUCACACCCCGGCCGCGCCGGCGCAAGUGAUUCAAAAUGUCUCGGUUGCAAUGCGCGCUUUCUGUCUCUCGGGCCAGAAGGUCAGAUAUGAUGGUCUCAACGGCCGUGGUGACAAGCGCUACCGUGCCGUCUCGGAGCUUGAGCAGGCCGCGUACGUCAAGAUGAUGGGUGCUUCUGCCCGCGGAAACCCCGGCUCCUUCGUCGACUUCCACAUCAGCCCCACCGUUACAGCUCUUAGCCCCCUGGCUACGGCCGCUGCUGCGGGCUUUACCUCUGCUAAUGUCGAGGCCCCUGCCACCACUCUUAACGAGGACGGCUUCUUGGACGUCUUGUCGAUUGACUUUGCUCGGGCGCUCAAGGACCUUGCUGUCAUCUUUGCGGAUCUGAAGAGGCUCGCUGUCUUGGGCGAUUUGCCCAUCACUAUGGAGAAGGAAAGUGUGUUACGGGUGCGAUUCCCCGGGGUUGACGCCGAGACUGUUGAGCGGUUAUGCGAUGACGCCGGCGUUCAACGUGGUAUUGUGGGUCAAGAUGCCGAUUUCGACGCCGGCAUUGGUGCGCCGAUGGCCCUCCACUUUCCGCAUGCCCCUGGUGACGAUGCGAAAACCAUCACAUCGCCCGGCGGCUCUGCACGAUCGCUCUCCGGCAUUGAUGUUGACUUGGACGAGGCGUUCAUGGAUGAGAUGGAAGAACACUCUUGGAUGUCUGACCCCGAGGGGUACGAGAGCAUGAUGCCCACUCCAAAGACAAGUGAACAGGGCUCGGAUGACUAUGAUGGCUUGGAGGGCAUUUACAGAUUUCUCGAGGAGUGCGACCGCAACAAGGACCGUUUCUAA